AAUGGAUGGCAACGAUAAUAUUGUUGGAUCGACUGAUGGCACUAGCAGCAUCCCUAUUGAUUUGACCAAUAAAGAUUUAAAAGCAGUUCAAUCGCAUUUUGUUCACGAUACCUAUGACAUGAUCGCACCGCAUUUUUCUCACACUAGGUACAAUCCCUGGCCUGGUGUGGUAAAAUUUAUAACAGCAUUAGAGCCUUAUUCUCUAGUGUUAGAUGUUGGUUGUGGUAAUGGCAAAUAUCUGGAUUUACGAGACGAUGUUCUUUUUAUUGGGGUUGAUCGGUGUCGAAGAUUACUGGAAUGUGCCAAACAAAAGGCGCAUUCAAAUUUGCUAACAUGUGAUUGUUUGAGCUUACCAUUUCAGUCCAACAUAGCCGAUUUGACUCUUUCAAUAGCAGUUAUCCAUCACUUACCCUACGCAAAGCAGCGGCGUGAUGCAGUAAUAGAGAUGCUCCGUUGUACCAAGAGUCAAGGCACUGUUGUCGUUUAUGUAUGGGCACGUGAGCAACAAAAAUUCACUGUUGGCUAUCGGAAUUUUGAAUCGGGAGAUGUCUUAGUCCCCUGGCACGUUCAGGAGAAGUAUUGCAAGCGUUCAUCGGAAGACACAUCAUUAUCUCCUGCAGCUUCCAAUACGAAGAUUUAUCGCUUUUAUCAUGUAUUUACCCAUGAAGAGGUAAAAGAAUUCGGUGCAUCCUUCAAUGAUAUGGCUACGGUCGCAUCCAUUGAGUUUGAGGCCAAUAACUGGAUUCUUACAUUAAUCAAACUCUAAU
This is a messenger RNA of Babesia bovis T2Bo, 767 nucleotides long. Its product is annotated as Methyltransferase domain family protein. The record is from RefSeq and is a predicted model, not a curated record. Gene Ontology annotation, cellular component: cytoplasm; nucleus. NCBI's taxonomy places the organism in Eukaryota, Apicomplexa, Aconoidasida, Piroplasmida, Babesiidae. Gene Ontology annotation, molecular function: S-adenosylmethionine-dependent methyltransferase activity; tRNA binding. Gene Ontology annotation, biological process: tRNA wobble uridine modification. Bases 2 to 766 code for a protein of 254 amino acids. The transcript has 2 exons.